AUGUCGGCUGACGGUAAUUACUCACUUAUUAUCUGUUUUCAUAAACUUUCUAUUUGACAGUAAAGUAUAUUUUGUUGCAUUCUUGAUCGCAGCAAAUUUUUAUAAACGGUUUCAAGUGUGGAUGAUUAUUAUAAUCAUAUAUGAGCUCGUAUAAUCAUGCAUCCACAAAAGCUUGGUUUUGUUGGUGGGCCUUGCCUCGUGAAUUUGAGAAGGAUAAUUAUAUAUUUAUUCUCAGAGGUGCGUGGAUCCUAUUAGGUUUUUUUUAUAAGUGCAGUAGUAAGGUCUGCGCAAGGAGAAAAGACCGUUUAGUGUGCAACGAGCAUCAUUGGUUAUGGCAUUCCUGUGUAUCACUCAUAGCGGCUAUUGAACGCACUUCCCCGGCCGUUUUAUCGUCCACAUGCUUUGAUACAGAAUUUGUCCCACAGUGUUUGUUUGUGACGACCUCCGGUCUAAGCGGGAGGCACCGGAACAGUCUGCUCCCGUUGUCGCCUGCGCUGCCGCUCACCCAUGUCGCCUUUUGUUUACCUUAUCCUCCUGUUCGUCACUGUCUGUGUGCUUGUGAGCCAUCCAUCAGGUCUCCAGAACCAUGACGCCGGUCAGUGUUUACCUUCGUCGAUUGGUCGCAGCCGGCUAAAGCCCAAACGCAUGAAUCUAACGACAUAACCCGACUAACACUCGGCUUGAGAACGGCUGUUGCAACCUCCUGUUGAGUCACGUGCACGCUCUUAGCUGCAAAUAAUGUUGUCUUAUCCUGACUUUUGGUUCGGGAAACCUCGAGUUUCAGUUUUUUAAUCCCGCACAAGUUAGUACGCUAACUUGGAGUAAAUCAGUCAUCUCAAAGCCCAUACACGUGUUUGACCGAUAUUCAGCCUCCGGAUGACUCAGCUUCAAGGGCCUCUAGCUACUACCUCUGCUGCCUGUGUAGUUAAAUUACACAUCACGUGUAGAUCUUGAGUUGCCGACCACUGCACUUCGACGAAUUUACAUCUUUCUAUAAUUAUUUAAUACAUCUUACCAUUAUUUUCCAGUUGCGAUGUAGAUGAAAGCUUUCUCCCUCAAACUAGUGGACACACACGGCGAGUUUUGCCUUCGACUGAGUAGUACCUGUAGUGCAGUAAAAGAUGUGCACCCCUGUGGGUCUCGGUUUCCAUAUUCACUUUUCUUCGCGUUCCUUCGACGUCCGUUUCGCGCCUGUGAGAGGACGUUUGUGGGGCUGGUCAGAGUAUGAAGUUCCUUGAAAAACGGUCGUGUCGCUUACACGACUGUCUGUAGAAAUACUAGUGGCUUCCUCGAUGAAAUGUCAAAAGAUGUUAUCAAAUGUAUUCAGCCCUGUUCCAGUAAAGGUUUUUUCAUAUGUUGCGUCUUGUGUUCAAUGUGAGCAGAUAGGUGUUCCACGUGUAUGCUGGGGAUAUGUAAUACCCGCUUUCAGAGAGGUUGGUCUGUUGAAACUUACAGACCUUGACCGAAACAAACAUCCACAUUGAAAAGCUCCUCACCAUUUUGGUCUCGGUAACUUAAAACUCGUUUUUUUUGGCCAAAAAUCGACAUUGUGUGGGACAUUUCUGUGCCAAAUUGACAUCGCGAAAAUAUUCCGUCUUGCAUCGAGACUAAUUGGGAGGUGCCCAGGAAGAGUCUGGAGCCAGAGGAAGUACGUGCAGUCGCAGACUUUGAUCCAAUUACUAUCCAACUUCCAUCCAGAAGUUCCUGUCAAGAAAAGACCAAGUGGUAUUCUGAGACGGUUGGAACUGACGAGGCCAAACACUGCUAGUUGUACUUGGCACGAAUGUGAUCGCGCCUGAUCAAGCCACCGUGGCCGAUGUCCAGAUUGAACCUUAACUCUUGGUGAUCAGAGGAAGUGGAUCUAGAGAGCCUGGCGCACUCUCUGCCAACAAUGAGAACCAAUGACCCAAGGAUCAUUCUCCUGUCUUUGCGGACCGUGUUGAGCCAGGUCGUGAGCUGACCAAGUAAGCAAAGGGUUAAGAUGAAGGGUGGCAACUCCAAACUCGAUCCAACUUUGCUGCACCCAUAGGACAUCCAACUUGAUUGCGCUUGUUACGUAGCAUAAUUAUUUUUCGGUUUUAUCCUUUUUUAGCACCGCCGAAGUUAUACGUGUCCGAAAAGGAUGGUGACGACAUCAAGGGUGAUGGUUCAGAAAAGCACCCAUUUAAGACCGUCAUGCGUGCACUGAAGUCACUGAAUGGAGAUGUUCCGGCGAGUACUUGCAUUUUCGUUGACGGUACAGAAGAACGGUGGGCACCGAUACCAAAGACAAGGCUAAAAAAGAACCUCAAAAAUUUCAAAACAGCACAGAACAAGGCAAAAGCUGGGGUGAGUCUCUUUAACAGGCGGACUAGCUGACAUCUUCGUAGUUACCACAUCUUAUUGGAAUUCACAAUGUUUAUUAAUUAUCGGCGAGGUUUCCCACUAAUUUUUUUUGUCUGCAAGUCCCAACAGCCGGCUGCCGCCACAAAGGAGGCCGUGACUGCUGCCGGGGAAGCACUGGAAGCUCUUGUCAUAACGGAGGACAAGUCUCUCCCAGCCGCAAAACAAGCGAAAAUUCGCCGACUAAAGAAUUUUAUAGGCCAACGCGUCAAGGUUUACGGCUGGGCGCACAAUGUCAGGCGUCAGAGCAAGAAGUUGAUGUUCAUCCUGCUGCGUGACGGUACUGGGUUUUUGCAGUGUGUGUUGGCAGACAACUUGGUAGGUCCCCACCGUCCGCACUUUUUCUAGUUCUCCGGUAUUUGUUUGGAGAUGUUCAUCUGGAGUUUUGGUUCUUUGUUUUAACCCAUAUUAAAACCGUCUCCGUCGAUGCUGCCUGGACCAUUUCCCUGUCUCCCAUAAUCACGUUUGCAAUAGCCAAAACCGUCGUGGUCUUGGUUCGUGUGAUCGUCGGGCAUGUCCAUAUCCGCCAUCCGUGCUUUCAAGGAUGACGUUCGUCCAAGUUUAUCGAGGGCUACAGGGUUAGUAAAUAGCUCUGCGUGUUUUUGAAGGUAACUUGCGCCGGUUAGGUGUUUGUCCAUGAGGGUUCAUUUUGGGCCAUCGUGCUCUGCUUCGAGUAAUCAAAGCCGAUAUGCGAGAAAUCAAAUAUCUUUGCUAUACUACGCAUGGCUUGCGGUGACUAGACUAAUUACUAGUGAAGAAUUAUGCAGUCAUUGCGUUGCUAAAAGUCCUGUCUAUGCAUCAGAACUCGAGUUCAACCUUUCAAGCACAUCGUAGCAUCCUGUCCCUAACCAGAUUCAUAAUCUUGUACUUCAGACAACUGUUCUCGUGCCUGCUCGAGCCGACCAGACUGACGUCCCAGAUUGAGCCUCCAGGCUUGAGGACCAGCGGCAGCGGAUCUAGAGGGUACGAUUUACUGCCUUCUUCAGAAAGAGGAAUCAAAGAUCCAAAAACCACCCUCGUGUCCUCGCGGACGCUGUCGAUUCAGGUUUUGAUUUUACCAGGUGGGCGCAGGCUUCAGAAAUUCAGGCUUCAGUGAACUGAUUGGGAGGCUAAACAAGAAAGCGUCUAGAUAACCUCGAUCGUCUUUAUCAGUCUGAGAUGUUUCCGCGAACUUUCUACGCCGACUGCGCUCCGUCUUACUCCAGACGAGGUAGGCGUACGUCAAUCGAGGGUUGGUUCCCAGGCAGCCGUUGUCAAAACUCCUGUUUUCGCACACAGCCUGACCGUAAGGAGGUGCCAACCAGAUGGAUGCGUGGCUCAUCCGUACCUUCUUGGUGAUUAAGGUACUGCGAAGUGGUCCAUGGACAUCUGGGUCUUCCGAAAUCCCGUAGUAUCAUUGACUUUGGUGAUAAUAUAAUUCCUGCUCUGUCCAAUUGGCAACUACGCUCGGAUGUUCUUCAAACUGUACAUUUCAGACCGUAAGCUGUUAAUCUCUAGGGACUCAUUUCCUUGGUCUGAUAUGCUGCCGGGAGUCAUACUGUCCUUUCUGCAUUUCUUGCUUGAAAGAUCUCAUUUACCCGAGGCACGGCGCUCUGACGCUAGGGAGGCGAUAUGGUUAAUGUAACUGAACUGAACCAUCCGGCCCCUAAGUGUAAAUUCGAUCUCUCCAGAGCCUCACUAAACCCCUUUGAGUUUGCACAUGCUUCCAGUUUUGUCAUUUUUUGGCCAAGAUUCCUGUUCAGGGCCCCUCCAGGUCAUUUGUAAGCCUGUAGUCUUCCGUUUGUCUCCGGCUUUCCAAUUAAUUUCGGAUGUUUCCCUCCAGUGUCUCACUGCCGACGCCCUGACUUUAUCGCCGGAGUCCUCACUGUUCGUGUGUGGAAAGCUGGUGAAGGUUCCUGAGGGCCAGCGUGCACCUGGCGACAUUGAACUACAAGCCGACUACUGGGAAUGCAUCGGAAAGGCUCCUGCUGGCGGUGUCGAAUCCAUCCUCACAAAGGAUAGUGAGGUUGAUCUUCAACUGGAUAACAGACAUCUCAUAAUUCGAGGAAUGAGGGUUCGUGCUGUCUGCUUGCCUUAUUUCAUUAUCUGAGUUGGUUUUACUCUCCCAAGCCCUUACUUCCACUGAUCGAAUUUUUACGUUUCUCAUUGACAGGGCUCCAAAAUCCUGAAGCUGACUUCCAUUAUCUCGGAGGCCUUCCGUGACCAUUAUCGGGAUCGUGGGUAUACUGAGGUAAGAAUAUGCAAUUUACUCUCUUCCCCAUUUUGUGGUGUUUUUCGGCCCGGCCAUCGGUCUUGCGUUUUCACGAAGUAUGCCAUGGACGCUUCUCUUGAAACCAGAGCAUGUGGUUGGUCUUCCUCUUAACUGCGUGUGAAGUCUGUAUCUAGUUCCCCACCCUUCAAAGUAGGUACUGUUCGGAAGUGCAUGAUUUAAGCAGAAGGGCCGUUUCACUGACGCCGUUUUGAAUCUAUGUUCACGCUGUAGAGUUCCAAGGCAGUCUAAAAUCGUAAGGUUCACUCCAGAUUUGGCGUCUUAAGAACUGUUUAUCAUAAAAGUGCCAGCAUCCUAGCGUCAGACUAUUUGAAAUAGGAUGGAGUCGAGCCGCCAACCUCCCGACUAUGCCAUCAGAGCCAUCUAGGAUACGCCUGUCGUCUGUUCAAACAGUUGAUAUUCCCUGAUCCACAGUUUCUGCGAUUUGUCAUUGAAAAACUUUUGACCGUUAAAAUUACAGACUACCAGGUUUUUUUUCUAGAUGUGUAUCCUAGGUUGGGGGAUGUGGCGCCACCACCUUUUUGCAGUUCCGCAGCUUGUCACUCGCAGCCUCAUGUCAAUCAGUCGUCCUUACUUGUGAACAAGGGCCUCCAUGCAUAGUCACUUGAGGGAUUUGUGCCUCGCUGAGAGGCAUCGGUAUCCAACCCGCCUAGCCCUAUCGCCGGUGCAGCGCAUAACGGGUUUGUCCGCAGAUCGAUCGAAAAUGGCCAGCGCUGUUACGUAACAUCUACAGGAAGGGGGGAGGUCAAAUAAAGAGGGCUAAGGCAAGAUGCCAAGUCGGCAACAGCCCAAUCGACUGGACUCGUUUUGGCCAUUGAAUCGCUAUGAGAGAGAAGAGGCGAUCGACCUUGCCCGAUCUUUUGCCACUAUAAUUACAUUAACGCGCUUGUCCCUAGUGCCAUCUCGGGUAUAAGGGGUGUUUGUUGCCGCGUUGGAUGAACUAGGUAUUCCGCCGAAGACACUGAGGUCGUAUAGGUCCUGAUCAACCCAUAUUUCCCCACUAUGCGCGUCAUUUCACUGCCAUAAAUCCAACUUUCUUACUGCCUCUUUUGAGAUUCGCUUGACUAUCACAGUAAAGUUUACCACGCCGCACUUUUGGUAGAACUCCAUUUAAUCGUCUGUUUUUUUUAGGUCCACCCACCGACACUCGUACAAACUCAAGUUGAGGGGGGCUCUACGCUCUUCAGCUUCAACUACUUUGGUGAGGAGGCCUACUUGACUCAAUCUAGCCAGUUGUAUCUUGAAACCUGUAUCCCAGCCGUUGGUGACUGUUUCUGCAUGGUUCGGAGUUAUCGUGCUGAAAAGGUAUGGCCUCUUGGAAGUGCACAAUCUUACCCUUUUGAUGUCCACAUCUGUGCAUCAGUGUAGCCUUGCAGUUUCUAUGGCAGUGACUGCGAGGAUUGGCUGCCUUGUGUUCUCUCACAAUGAUCUGUCUCUUUUCAUGUUGAUAACACUUCCUGCGUUUGAAUUUUCUAGAUUUUCUCCCUACAUAGUUUCCUUGUGCUUGAAUUGAUUGUCUGGGAUCAGGGUGGCUGCAAUUACUCCUACUGCUUUCAAAUAUCUGCACAUUAACUGAGACCGAAAAUAUUUAUUUAAGUCUAUUGGUGAUUUUUAUUUGAGCCAGAAAGGCAGUGGAGGUGGCUAGUUAUUUGUGCCUUCGCGAAGACCGAGUUUCGCAACCCCUGAAGUGUCGGGUUAGCAUGCCGCAACUGUUCAUUUGCACUGGGCCUUCCAAGCUUCAGCCCAUUAAAUGCGUUUUACACCCCAAUUUCUAUUAAACUUCCCCUCUUUAUCAUUUUUAUGCCAUUCGAAUUUCCGCAUUCUAGAGCCGUACUCGCCGACAUUUGUCUGAAUACCUUCAUGUGGAGGCCGAGUUGCCGUUCAUUCAAUUUGACGACCUCUUGAACAGCAUUGAAGAUCUAGUCGUUGACGUCACUGAGCGAGUCAUGAAGGUGGCGAAGGACCUCGUCCUCGAGAUCAACCCUGUAAGUCAUUGGAGAAGCUGCUGACGAUGACUAUGCCCCCCCCCACACAUGUGCUACUUUAGUUGCAUGUGCUGCAGAACAGAGACGGUUAUUCGAAGUGGUGGAGUAUUCUGCGCUCUGUUAACUUCUCACCCCCUGCCAUCUUCAGGAAUUCGUGGCACCAAAGCGUCCAUUCCGACGAAUGGAGUACCGGGAUGCCAUUAAAUGGCUCAACGAACACGGCAUCAAGAAGGAAGAUCAGACUCCUUUCGUCUUCGGUGACGAUAUCCCCGAGGCCCCUGAGAGGCAGAUGACUGACACCAUCGGAGUGCCCAUCCUCCUAAUCAAAUUCCCCACUACCCUGAAGGCCUUCUAUAUGCAAAGAGUCAAGGGAGACCCGACGGUUACUGAAUCGGUAUGCCUCUCACUGUUGUGUCGACUGUCUUCUUUAUAGAGAAACUGACUGUGAAUUUGCCUUUUUGUACAGCCAAAAUGUGCGUUUUCUAAGCAACGAGCAGUGUAAAGUACCAUUGGUUGUUUCCUCUCGUUGCCGCUGGGCAAAUUUCUCCGUGUUUGCCUCUUUUAAAGGUUGAUCUGUUGAUUCCCGGUGUCGGAGAGAUUGUUGGCGGUUCCAUGAGGAUGACAGGAUACGAGGAUUUGCUUGAGGGAUACAAACGUGAGGGCAUUUCCCCGGAGCCAUACUAUUGGUACACUCAACAGGUAAGUCUACACUUAACACCACCUAGGUGUGUUUAAAUGAGCCCCGUUGGUUUAUGGUGCCCACCUCGUUGUGUUCCCAUCCACGUACCUAAUUAGGGUUUGUUAUUAUUUGAAGAGGGCGAGAAACGCAGAGCAGAGCAAGUGUUUGGUCGUCAAUCCCAGCAUGUGACAAGAUCCUGUCCUCCAUUCUGCCGACAACAUGCUACCUACUCGUAGCAUAUUACUUUUUGGUAUUUGCUGAGAAGUUUCGGUUUUCUGUGGCUACCUCACUCUUUGUGCCAACAACCCGGAACUCGAAGUGACUUUUGGGAAAUGCGGUGCCGCCGAGUGACGCCUCUGUAAAAACAGGUCACCAUGGUCCUAGCUAUGAGUAGGAGUAUUAGUAGACGCCUGAAGCGUCCUCCUUGUGCGUCAAUUAACCCCUUUUCAACUUCGCGGCAGUGUAAUUGUUCGCAGUAAAUUGCACCGAUCGAGUUCGUAGUGCAUGAGACUGAAUUGUGUCUGUUACUUGAUGUAAUUAAUACCACCCAGUUUUUGUCGUAACCCCACCUUUUUGGUACUUUGACGACAGUCUUUAGCAUGAAAUCACUCCGUUCAUCACCAGAGUCGACGUACUUCGUACUUUUUAGGCCAUCUUUCUUGUUUGCUGUCUGCAGCGAUCAUGAUGAGGCGUAUAUCGGUCCUUUUCAUAAUCCCACGCCUUCUGGGCUCUAUCUCGUCGCCGCUAACUUAAUGUUUCUUAACAUUUCAGCGUCAAUUUGGUACAUGCCCGCACGGGGGAUAUGGCUUGGGCUUCGAGCGUUUUUGCACUUGGAUGCUCGGACAGUAUCACAUUCGUGAUGUUUGUCUGUACCCGCGUUACACGGGCCGAUGUAGACCCUAAUUUAGGAACCCCGGUAAUCCUUUCAGCUCCCCCCUCCCUUCCCCGUGCCUUGUUCAUUGUCAGCGCCGCUUCUUUCCUCCCCGCGUUCCCGACUAAUAAACGCAGUUCUUCUAAAUGCUGUCUUUUUUGCUCUUUCUCCUGCCCACCCCGUGUAAGGUUAGAGAGGAAACUUGUAGUGUCUGGACGUGUUUCUACCGGUCUAGAAUACCCUAGGUGGAGAUGGUGGCGAGCUUAGAGCCUUUUCUUCACCUCGCCACGUAGGCAAUGGCUGCCCGCAUCGACUGAGUAGUAUCUGUCUCGCCAACGCGUUCCGCUGCUGCUGGCGUAUUUACCCCCGAGGUCGUCACCAUAGUGACGACGCGUUAAGUCGGCUGCCUUAGGUGUCAGGCCGGGUUCAUGCGCUCCACCUUGUCUCAGGAGGUCAGGUCUGACCUGCCUUCUGGUGGCGGGUUUGACGUGGGAGAGGGUAGCGACUGUCGACUUAUUCUGUUUACUCUGUACCUUCAUUUUGGCAUCGGCGUUUGUUGAGAUAAGAUGGUUUGAUCGCCUUGAAGGCCCAAGAAGACGAUUCCGGCAGGGCUGGGGUAGACUUCACAUUAGCUCUGUGAGUGGGUGAGGCGGUUUGGCAAGUUGUAGUACAUGCUAAAUGGGUCUCGUCUCCAGUAUCGGUGGAGAGAUUGCUCCGAAUUCGUGGGUUUUGAUUUCCCAACAUUUCCUAGAAGUCGGGAGAAGAGUAGAAUGUUGGUUUCAUGGGUUGACGGCGGUCUGAAAAUGGGGCUUCGGCAAAAGGCUCAGAACAGUCGGCAGGUGUUAGCGAGGGACUCCGUGGUGUAACCUUAGUUUCAGUAACGGAAUUCCCUAAGAUCUGGGUGUCUUUGACCAAUGGGCACCGGUGAAUGGCUGUCGUGCUUCGCAGAGGUUUGACCAAACAGAGUCCUGUCCCAUUGAACGAGUACCCUACCACAGGUUUCGUAUUGCGGUUGUCGGGUGUAUGUGUGCAGAUCAUUGAGCGACUGAACAAGUUUCCUAGUGCUGUUGGGCACUACAGCCUCUUCUGUCGAAUGGACCCUACUGGAUUGAGGGAGUUUGGUUCCUCCCAAAAUGUUCUUACUAUGCCCUACUAAACUAUCCAGCAGGAAAUCAAGUCUUACCUUGGUGAAGAGGGUAAGAUGUGACCGGUGUCUCUUUUCGACACUAGCUAAUAUUAUGAGUUUGACUAGGAACUACUAUCGAUCGGGCUUGCCCUCUACAACUCCAUUUAAAAGCCGGGAGCCCCAACUUGCAAGUGUGUCUGUUCACGCAGGUUCAAGCUGGAGGGGCUAAUCAUCUGUAGACUAGGCCAAACUGGCACAUGCAAACGAUUGAUGGCUCGGUUUUGACAUCCACCCAUGUCGGGCCUGCAAGAGGGGUGAUUGUUCGACGGCGUCAAAUGUGUACUCUACGACGAGGUGGACCUGAGACGGUGACUUGCGCAGCGCCCGCCACACUACCUCGUUUCUUACCCGCCUUGGCCUAGCGGUAAGACGGGGCUAGGACAACCGGGGGGCGGGUUCGGGUGCGGUGGCUGGAAACUGAACAGUCCCGUCUACGCGCGCUACACGCGGCCCGGCACCAGCCAGUCGAGCCAGAUCUUCACGAAGCAGAAGGAUCGGCUCGGAUCCCAUCCGGAUGAGAGUACAGUAAGGGUCGCCGGAUUUAAUAUUGCUGAUUCUUUCACCAACACAGACCAGGCCUGAAAAGAACGAACCUCGAAUCCCAAAAGAGGCAUUGUGAAGGUUACGUUGAGUAAGAAGCACUGUAGCCCGACAUCCAACCACAAUGGAUCAGGUUAUUCAUAGAUGUUUUGGCAGGUUUUGAAUAAUUCAUAUUGACCCAACUGUGAAAAACUCGGCGCCUCGAUGGGAUUCGAACCCACGCAGUAAGGAGAAGGCUUUAGUAUAGCCAACGCUCUAACCACUUGAGCUACGAGGCCCCGCCGGACGACUCGAGUUUAAUUACAUUUGGGUCAAGUUAGCCGCCCAGCCUAUUGCAACGUCUGUUGGAGUAAUUGGCCACGCGGGGAGCGCACUGGUGAACACUCUUCCCAACACCCGGGUCAACGCGUCAGAUGGUCGAGCAAUCAUCACACCAACAUCCAACGCACGUGAUGAAAUUGCAGCAAUUAACGACGCGAAUAUCGGCCAUCACGCCACGGGCAACGAACCCUGAUGAAGGGGAGGGAGCCAUGAAUAUUCAUAGGUAUGCGGUAGCAUGGCUACUGCAUCCUAUAAAUACUGCAGCCGCAUGUGCAUGAGCCACCCUUAUCUGCUUAUGUCUCUGAUGAUGGAUUCGAGCAGGAAUCCGAAACGUCAGGCUAUUAAAGCUCUUGUCCCGGCGAUCGUGUCUUCUUCAAAACUUUCGUACUAUUAUUGUUUUCAGUAGACGUGGCACUGCUCGUGGAACAUACUGUCCUCAAAUCUGCGCUGUUUUCGUCAUGGUCGCUGUUAUCAUACGAGCGUUCUCUAUUAACGAGGUAGGCCGGGACUAUCCGGCUGAAAGGACGUUCUCCGAUUUCAAGAAGUCCUUCGAGAGUACCUCAUCGGCGUCUCUUACGAAAAGUAUUGAGGUGUUUAACCGAAGGCACCACUUUAAAAUAAUCAAAACGUUUUAUGUCAUUAAGUAUGCAAGGCAUUUUUUUGGUACCAGUAGGAAACGACCUUCUCUAGGAUUCGGUAGAUGUACUAUCUCAUGGAAUGUUAACCGAAAUUCUAAAAUAUGUUUCGAUCCAAAAGGAUUAGCUGAGUAGGGCUAUAACAUGGUGCAGCAUAAUUCCAAGAUAUUUCAGUCACUCUAGGAUGUUAAUUUUUAGAUCAAUUUCUUUUUGGUUGUCUGCAAUAAUGCACAGUAAAAAUGACUACUUAAGUAGCAGGAACAUUUCACAUUGGUGUUCGGGGCACUUACAAAUUCAGUUAUAUUUUAUAGGAAACGCGCACAAGAGUAAUUUCAUUUGAACUCAUUUAGUAGCAAAUCACGUCUUCUUCGAAUUUCCUACUUAAAGGGUGUUUCAGUUUUAAAAAAAAUUUCAAUUCCCGAAUAAUUGUUUGCCCCACCUGCCGUUUCACCUGCAUUAAGGGUUUUCAAACUAUAUGCCGUAUACAUUCCGUCAGAGGAAUGCCACACAGUUCUCAACGCUGUUAGGAAGAUGUCUCACAGCAUUCAUGAAACGUCCUGAUGCGAUGUUGUUUGAGUCGGCAUUUCAUGGUCUUAAAAGUCUCACAAUUAGAAAUUAUUUUUAAGACCGAAAGAUACUUCAAGUAUAAAAGUUGGACAAGACGUAAUUUUCCACCACAUGAGUACAAAAAGGAAUAUUUUUGCGCAACCUCGCAAAAUAUAUUUGAAUGUAUAAGGGCAUCUAAAGCGAAUCGGGAAAAUAAAUACUACUUCAACAUUCAUUUUUACAGCAUUUAGUUUAUGCAGGCGGCUGAAAACAAGCUCGUUCAAAAGCCGGCAUCCUGAUGCGGCUGAAAUAUCUGGGGAUAAUACGGCACGAUUAUUAAUAUUACAACCCUACUUAAUUAGUCCUUUCAGCUUGAAAACGUACAGAAUUUCAACCAAUAUUCCAUGAGAUUGCGCAUCCACUGUAAGUCCUCUUCUCACGGAAUCUUAACAUGGAGGUGGUCAUUUUAGCUGAUAUCAAAAAUGUGGAAUGCCAUCAGAAGUCCUGCUAGCGCUAAGAAAUUACAAGAAAACGCUGGACAUCUGAUAGUCUGACCGGCCAGAGGGCUUCAAAAGUUUACUGGGCUCAAAUGCGUUUUUCUCGCACUUGGACGUGCGUCAGCAAUAUUAUUUGACGGACAAACAGCAGCACAUUGAUGGAAUUCCAGUCCUUGGAGCGACGGCGAAUUUAAUUCCACCGCACAACUGGUCCCCGACAAUGCCUUAUUCGUGUUUUCAUCAGCUUUCUUUCUGAAUGCUUCUCACUAAUCUUUAGCCUGCCCCUUAAACCUUCACCGCAAUACGGAAUGCUUUAUUGGGAGUCAUGUUUCAGGGAUGAUAUUUAUCUCAACAAGGAGCGCAAAGAGGGUCGAUGUUUCCAAGAAUCUGUGAAACGCAAAUCAAGUUCGGUUUAUUUCCUUUACGUUAAGUACAACUAAGAUAUAACCUACCGUGAGCAUUCCGUACUCCCUGCAGGCAUAGCUGUUUAUCAGAAUAGGUGAACUUAAUUGAGCUUGAAAGCAUAAUGACCGUUUGAAGGCCGUGGACGAAAACGUCCAGCGUGAGCAGCAUUGAUGAUUGUGGCGGGAGAAUUAAUUUAUGGUGGAAUAGAUCUGUGCAACAUCUGUCACACGCUCUCCUCCCUCGUCCACCUUAAUCCGGUGACAGGACAGUGUCGGCUGGUCUUGGGCGCAGUGACUGACUGAGUUACACAGCCUGUCUACGCGUGCACACACGACAUAGUCCUUACAAUCUGUACCAGGCUUUCAUUGUUCUGGCUCGGACCGCAGGCGCGUGCUGGUGCAAUAAAGGUCACAUUCUGGAAGAACCACUUCAAGUUGGCACCCAAUCCUCCAGUCAUUCCAAAAUGCAACUCGAGUUAUAGAAGCGAAGAUACGAGUUCCAGGAAGUAGUCUUGAAGAAGGAGACACGAUCGCUGUCCCAGCGAAGUUCACCCAGGUCUCCGGGUUCAUCUGUAGAUGCCCGAGGAAGGUCUCCACGGUGUCCUUUUAGCGACCCUUUGUCGACCUUGCAUACGACCAGCCGUAAAAUAGCCGCAUGGUAAGGGUAUGGUUUACGCCCGGGAUCACUUAUUUCGGGGAGAAGUUGUGUUAAAAGUAAAUGACUGGCAAUAUUUAUUUGUAGGUGACAGAGAAAGGAAUGAAAAGACCUCUCGGUGGCUGCUGCGUUAGGUUGGUCAAGAGGCUUUCAGGAAUUCAUCGGAGUAAAAAUACGACAAUGUAAUGCCUUUUCGACAAUGCCUCCGAAUUGACACUAACUUUAUUUAUUAUUAUCAUUAAAUGGUAAAAAAUACUGUCCCCUUUUGAUUGGUGACAGUAUGGAGGAUCAGAAUUUGUGGUACCACAAAGUUCUUGAAUGUUCGACUCUUUUCCUCAACACAAUUGCUCCUCGGAAUAAGUGACCCCGGGCGUAAGCCAUACCCUUGCCAGCCGCUUGACCAGACGCUUAUCAUCCAUCCCCACGGUCUGGCCGCUUCGUCGCAGAUGCAUCUGGUUCAACAAGGCUUAGAUACCGACGGCGCCGGUUCUUCCCACGAUGCCAUCAUAAACCAUUUAAACGACCAUCUGCAGAAGGUCGAUCGCGAACUUAUGCAUCUGGUCCAACAAAGGCUUUCCUCUAGCAAACCGACUGUCUGGCCAUAAAAAUCGUUCUCAGGCAAGACCGUAACUGUAGCACUGCAAAUGAGUUUAGAAGACAGCUGAAUCCUGUCCUUUUCCAGGGUAAAGAGAUAUCAUACUAACAGCAAAGGUACUAACUAAAAGCCCGUACACGCGUGUCUCGCCGAUAUUCUGCGGCUGCAUGGCACAGCUGAGGGUAGUUCGGCCCAUUCGUGGGUCCCUCAGAAUUCCCCGUCUGCUUUGUGGUAGAUACUCCAAUUUAGAAAUUGUUACUUUUUAAUUUCCUCAGAAAUUAUCUGCAAACUGGGGAAAAAUCAGUAUAUUCUAGGUCUUUGGCAAAAUAUUAAUAUUUAACAAAUUCGAUCUGAGCAUAUACACCUAGAAUACACUGAUCUACUCCAAAUUUACAGUUAAUUUCUGAGGAAAUUAAAAGAAUUAUGUCCUUUUUGAUAAUCAUCGACUCUUUAACUUUAUUACCCAUAGCCUGAUUCGAAAUACGCCUCUUAUGUUACAUGCCCUCCGCAAAUUUCGCCGAGAAAGUGACCUUGUGAAAGUACAGUGUCCAGUGACACCCUUACAAUGAAGGAGAUUUAAUGUUCAUCGACUUCCGCAGAACCUUCGACAGUGUCCCAAAUCAACGCUUCUUGCAUAAACUGAACGCCCCAUGACAGUUCUGCAAUCAUUGCUCCUUAUUCUUUGUGUCAGUGACCUGCCAUCUGCAUCUUUGCCACUCUACGAUCAUGUUUCCCGAUGACUUUUAGGCUCUGGCAAGUUAGCAAGGGCCCGGAUGACAAGAGGGCUCAUCAAAAUAAUCAAUACCGACUGAAAGCAUGGUCAAAGUGAUGGCUACUGGAUUUCAAUGUGAGAAGUGUGCAGCUCCCAUCUGCCUCCAAUCAAAUACCACCCAAACGUCAUCAUGAGGAUAUAUGUCCUGAGAGACAUUCAACUCUCCAUAGAAUAUUCACAGAAGCAUCUCUGUGUUUGGAUACAAAGCUGUCUGAAAACGCCAUUGCGAUACAUCGAGGCAGCGAAAACGCCAAGGAGACUCCAUGCUAUCAGAAGGCGUUUACAACUUUCAACAAAGGCUUCUUUGGUAAGUCUACGCACCUUCGUUCUACCUCACCUAGAACAUGGCGCACAGGCGUGGCGGCCAUGCCUGUUGAAGGACACAAUGUCCCGAGAAAGAAAAACAUCGCACAAAAAGGCUAAAAAGGGUUGA
This is a messenger RNA of Spirometra erinaceieuropaei, 14770 nucleotides long. Lineage: Eukaryota; Metazoa; Platyhelminthes; Cestoda; Diphyllobothriidea; Diphyllobothriidae. The record is from the annotation of a GenBank genome assembly.